GAGUUUUACGACGCAAGGCGGCUCCGGUGUCAAUACUAAAAGUAAUAUCAAAGCGACGACCGUCAGAUCAUCAUUAAUAAUAUCACAGCAAAUAACAAAUUCCCAAGGAAAAUCCACACUGAAUAAGGAGUGUAGUUGCCCGCGGUUUACUGAAUUUUCUGUUAAUGUGAGGAAUACACAAUAUUUGCAUCAUGGUCUUUGCCAUCGUCAUCAACAAUUCUUAAAACAAAACUUGGAAUCUUUUGCUUUUGCAAAGCCUCCAAGUUUUUCGUCACCAUUUUUACAUCGGUGGAGAAAAGUAUAUCGACCCAUAUCACGUACAGAAAAAAAAGAGAAUAUUCUCAAUAGGGUUCUUCAAGAAUUUUCAGGUAGCUCAUUGAAUAGACUUACAGAACGAAACGAAAUAUACGAUUUUAAUAAAGCUGUUGUUAUUAAUAAACCAUCUUCAUUUUACACCACUGACACUGUAAGUUGCUUACAAGGUCAAAAGUUAUUAAGUGGUAAUUUUGAAAAAUAUUCUACUCCAUCCGAAUCGGAUGAUACUGUAUUAAGAAGAGAGAAAAAGUCAUCAUUGUUUCCAACAGUAUCAUUCUCAUCAAGAGACAGUUCAUCAAUAAAUAAUAAUUUUAACAAAAAAGAGCAUUUGGUAGAUCCAUUAAGUAGUUUUCCAAUUGGGGUUUUCAUAACUAAACCCUCUUAUUCAAAUUUCCACCAAACACAUAAAUUUUUUAUUAGUAAAAAAAACUAUGAAAAAAGGUUUAAUACUAUGACUAAUCGAAAAGUAGACUGCGUAAUGGAUGAAUCAAAAAACAGAAAUGAGAUUUCGCCCGUUCCUACCAACCGCCGCGUAGGAACUAUUUCCUUCGAAGAUAGCAAAGAAAAGUCUAUCAAGAUGGCCGAGAAAUCGGGCUUUAACUUAGAAAGACCACAAGGAAAUUUAGGAAAAGAUUCGCUUUCUCCCUGCCUUCUGUUGUCAUCGUGCUCGGAUACCGCUUUGAUUACUCCAGCAAUUUGUCAAAAGUUUAACAAUCCAAUGCGUUUUAUAAGGAAAAAUGUCGAACAGUCUGCAAGAAAUAUUAAUACAAAUUAUCUUGAGUUUGAAACGGAAUUCCCUCGAGACUACGAUGAUAAUAUUGAGAUGUUGUCCAGAGAAGCUGAGCACUUGGAAAAUCAGUUUCGGACGCCCACUCGCACAAAUAACUCAGAAAUUAAAAUUUCCACUCCCGUUAUUUUAAAAAAAGACAAAGAAAUGUCCCCUUCGUCAAAUACUCUUCAAGUAAAUACUAUUGUAACGGCAUCCACAGGAAAACGCGUUGGAUUCAAAGUGGAAGAAAAAAUUGAAGAGCAUAUAGCUGAAAGUAGCAUUCUUCAAAAAGCAACUUUGAUAAGUGCCGAACAAGCAAGUUUUGAGGAUGUAGCACCUGUUGUCAUUGCAACACCAACCGCAACUGAAGCUGUACCUCCGAUCACUUCCAAAACUACGACUUCCAUUCAAUCCACAGUAGCAGCCACAAAAAGCACUAAUAAAGAUGAUGACGAUGAGCCAGUUGCUAUGUCACCUUGUGGUCGAUUUUUUAAGUAUGAUAAAGAAGUAGGACGUGGCUCUUUCAAAACUGUUUAUCGAGGAUUAGAUACUGAAACUGGGGUAGCGGUAGCAUGGUGUGAAUUAUUGGAUAAACAAGUUAAAAAGAGCGAACGUAUGCGAUUUCGAGAGGAAGCAGAUAUGUUGAAAAAAUUGCAACACCCAAAUAUUGUACGCUUUUACACAUACUGGGAGAACUCGGUGUCUCGAAAAAAGAAUAUUGUUCUAGUCACAGAGUUAAUGCUUUCAGGAACAUUAAAAUCGUAUCUUAAACGAUUUAAGAAAAUAAAUCCAAAAGUACUAAAGUCUUGGUGUAGACAAAUUUUGAAAGGACUGCAUUUUCUGCAUACUCGUCCCUUGCCUAUAAUCCACCGUGACUUAAAAUGUGAUAAUAUAUUUAUAACUGGAACUACUGGUAGCGUGAAAAUAGGAGACUUAGGACUAGCAACAUUGAAAAAUCGUUCACAUGCUAAAUCUGUAAUCGGUACACCUGAAUUCAUGGCACCUGAAAUGUACGAGGAGCACUAUGAUGAGUCUGUUGAUGUUUACGCGUUUGGUAUGUGCAUGUUGGAAAUGGCUGUGUCUGAAUAUCCAUAUAGUGAGUGUAAAGGCCCUGCGCAGAUCUACAAGAAAGUUAUUUCAGGAAUCAAACCAGCAGCUCUAGCAAAAGUGGAAGAUCCCAAGGUGCGAGAAAUUAUUGAAAAAUGUAUUGAGCUGAAAAAGGAACAGAGGCCAAGUUGUAAGGAUCUACUCAACUCAGAGUUUUUCGAGGAAGAUAUUGGUAUACGUGUUGAACCAACUGCCACUGAGGCUUUUUUGAGUAAUCCUGAAAAUAAUAUUAUCGAAUUCCGCCUUAGAUUUCUCGAUCCUAAGAAAAGAUCGUCUAAACACAAAGAAAACGAAGCUAUUCAAUUUGAAUACGACAUAAAAAUUGACGAUUGUGAACAACUUUGUCAAGAUAUGACCAAGGAAAAUAUUAUUACAGAGGAAGAUUCUCGUGCCGUUGUUAGAAUGUUAAAAGUACAAGUGUUUUCAUUAUUAAAGGAACGAAUGCAAAGACAAACUCAGUUGCAAUUGCAAAAUGAAAAAUCAAGGUUGGAAAAAUUGGCCUUGCAAAAGCAAAGGGCAAUGUUGGCACCCAAUGUUGAAGAAGAAGAAGAGGAAGAGGAAGAAGCAGAAUCAGAAGAAGAGGAUGAAAACAUGAAGUGGACAAAUCUUAAAAUUAAAGUUGAUGCUUUGACAGACAUCGUAUCAAAUGUUACAUCAGAAGUAACCAGGAAAACAGACGUACCUGGCGAAACGACAGAAUCGUCGUUGAUUUUAACUCAACAAACGCCACUGGUUCAUACUUUGGAACAACGACCCGGCCUGCAGCAAAAAUAUUAUGCUCAUAAUAAUACACAGCCAAUGAUUUCCUCGGGAGCGGGGCAAUCCUCGGUUCAUUUCGUCCAACAACCCCAAUUUGCACCUUUCAAAAACCCUUCAGCACCUUUACAAGAUAUUUCUUCUAUGAAAAUAAUAUCACCUACUACACAAAUGGGUCCGCCUUUUGGUAACGCAGGAAAAAAAUGUAGUGACCACCAUGUACAGAUUUCACUACCUAAACCGGUCUUAGUUUCGGUAUCAGUUUCAAAUUCAGUUCCGCUUGCUGGUGUGGCUUCCCAAUCAAUGCAGCAGCUGGUACAUCAACAAAAUCCACAACAUCAGUUACAACCGCAAAAUUUAGCUCAACAACAGCAGGCAAAUCAGCAGGCGCCACAGCGUCAACAUGUAAACCACCAGGCUUUAAUACAAAGCCAGCAAAAUGAUCAAUCACAAACACAUACUGUCCAACAAUCGGCUCCACGUCAGCUGCAGACAAUAGUUCAGUCUCAACAACUUUCAAGCCAUCAAUCAAGCGCACCUCAACAGCUGUUUUCUCAGCAAAACCAGCAGCAUCCAGUUGCUCAACAACAAUCACCACAGCAAACGCAAGCAAGUCAACAACGUCCUACACAACCUCUAAAUCAACACUUGCCGAAUGCGCAAACAGUUAACAAUAAUCACCAACUAAUUUCCAACAAACAAAACAUACAGUCACAACGUUUAGUCUCUCAGCCUUGUAUUACCUCUAUUGUUCCGAAUCAAACUUCACAACAACUCAAUGGUCAGAGUUCUAUCCAACAAGUGCAAGCACAACAACCAUCGAACUUACUGUAUACACAGUGUCCCACAACACAACAAAAUCCUGAAGUUAUUCAAAAUACUGCAGUCUCGCUUUCGGUUACUAAACAACCUCCAACUUUAACGUAUGUGCAAGCUGUUGCUGAUACGGCAAUAAGAAAUGUACAAAAGCAAACAAAUAUUACUUCUCAUUCAGCAUCAUCAAAUGCGACCAGCUUAACUCCUUUAUCUAAUGAAGAAAGACAAGGAACUCGUGUCCAAAAGACAAGACGGUCAAAUCGCAGCGGCAAUGAACGCGUACCAAAGCUGAGUGUGACAGGUGUAGAUCACGGUACUGUUAUUAACUGCCAUAUGGAAAACAAGCCAAAAACAAUAACUUUUAAAUUCGAUAUACGUGAUGUCAAUCCUACUGAAAUCGCCAAUAAGUUGAUUGCUCAAGAUCUGCUGUCAAAUAAUCAAUCAGUAGUCUUUGUGGAGAUGAUUAAUGAUAUAAUUCAGCAAGUUGAGUUAAACCCCAACAGAAUACCAGUGCCAUCAUAUUGCUGCAAUAAAGACAAG
Messenger RNA from Ceratitis capitata (Mediterranean fruit fly), 4303 nucleotides. RefSeq lists its product as uncharacterized. The record is from RefSeq and is a predicted model, not a curated record. Gene Ontology annotation, molecular function: potassium channel inhibitor activity; ATP binding; chloride channel inhibitor activity. Gene Ontology annotation, biological process: positive regulation of sodium ion transmembrane transporter activity; monoatomic ion homeostasis; intracellular signal transduction. Gene Ontology annotation, cellular component: cytoplasm. Lineage: Eukaryota; Metazoa; Arthropoda; Insecta; Diptera; Tephritidae.